AUGUCAGUGGAACAAACCCUCUACUGCCGCGAUCAAGAAGCGAUGACAGAUCCCACCGGGGCCGGCCCAGCUGGCUUCACCGCGGUGGCCGCUUUCCCACAGUCCGACUUGUUGGCUUUCUCGCUCCCGGAAGAAGAACCGAUCUGGGGCUUCGACACCAUCGCGCCGGCCAUGGCCUCGUGGCAAGGCAAGAUGGAGCAACAGACCUUUUGCAACCCCAGUAUGGAGAGGGGCUUUAAGAACACUCACGUCCGCAACGGACAGCCAACGCCGCCUCCCUUCGAUGACAAGAAACUGCAGCCCCCCAUGGCAGAGACGUACCCUCUGGCACCAUAUGUCUUCACCGGCUCCCCGCCCGAAUUUGCCCCCCCGAAACCCCGCAGCAGCCUCACCGACCUGGAUGAGCCACUGCAGGACCGGGUGAAACGGGAAAAGUUCUUGGAACGGAAUCGGUUGGCAGCCAGCAAGUGUCGACAGAAGAAAAAGGAACACACAAAGCUCCUGGAGACCCGGUACCGCGAGGUAUCCAGCAGGAAAGGCGAGCUCGAGACUGAAAUCGAACACCUGCGCAGCGAAGUGCUCAACCUCAAGAACGAGAUGCUGCGGCAUGCGCAAUGUGGAGACGAGGCCAUCAAGCUCCACCUCGCCCAGAUGGUCCGGAUGAUCACCUCCAAGGACACCCCCAAUCGCGAUCUAGUUUCCCCCAGACAGUCCCCUGAACAGAACACUGCGGCCACUCCUCACGGGCUGUCAUUCGGGUUCGACGGCCCCAUGCAGCUGCCCUCCGAGAUGGGGUCGCCGUUGGAUCAGCGACGAGCGUCCGAGCAGUCCAUUAUGACUGAGUCGUCCUACGCAUUCUCCACGGAUGACAGUUUUGAAGAGCUAAUUAAUGUUUAA
This is a messenger RNA of Aspergillus bombycis, 897 nucleotides long. It is a transcript of the gene atfB, whose product is annotated as bZIP transcription factor atfB. The transcript is spliced from 2 exons. Gene Ontology annotation, biological process: regulation of transcription by RNA polymerase II. Gene Ontology annotation, molecular function: RNA polymerase II cis-regulatory region sequence-specific DNA binding; DNA-binding transcription factor activity, RNA polymerase II-specific. Bases 1 to 897 code for a protein of 298 amino acids. The record is from RefSeq and is a predicted model, not a curated record. Lineage: Eukaryota; Fungi; Ascomycota; Eurotiomycetes; Eurotiales; Aspergillaceae.